This is a messenger RNA of Orycteropus afer afer, 2167 nucleotides long. It is a transcript of the gene ANKRD55, whose product is annotated as ankyrin repeat domain 55. The record is from RefSeq and is a predicted model, not a curated record. Lineage: Eukaryota; Metazoa; Chordata; Mammalia; Tubulidentata; Orycteropodidae. Gene Ontology annotation, molecular function: protein binding.
ACAUGCUCCGUCUGGCCCUGUGAAGCCUCACUCACCCAUUGAGAUUUCUGUUGGUUUAAAGCAGCAUUCUGGUAGCUGAAGAUCCGUGACCUGGAGUGAUUUCCUAGCCCAGAUCCAAGAGCCCUGAUGCUUUUUUUCCAUUCUGAUGGUGAAUGAUGAGACAGGCAACCAUGGAUUUCAGCACCCCAUCUGUGUUUGAUCAACAAAAAGGUGACUCAUCUGAGGAAGUUGACCUGACCAUGGUUUAUCAGGCUGCAUCUAAUGGAGAUGUCAAUGCUCUGACUGCGGUGAUUCGGGAAGACCCUUCAAUUCUAGAGUGCUGUGACAGUGAAGGGUGCACGCCCUUGAUGCAUGCGGUUUCUGGACGUCAAGUGGACACAGUGAAGCUGCUGUUGAAGAUGGGAGCCAAUAUCAACAUGCAGGACACUUAUGGCCGCACAAGUUUAUGCCUGGCAACCUACUUGGGUUGGCUUGAAGGCUGUGUGAGUCUACUCAGAAAUGGUGCCAAGCAUAAUAUUCCUGAUAAAAAUGGUCGUCUGCCAUUGCAUGCUGCCACUGCUGAGCCCGAUGUGAGACUCCUAACAGUCCUGCUGCAACAGUCAAACUUCAGUGAGAUUAAUCACCAGGACAAUGAGGGAAUGACACCACUCCACUGGGCAGCUUUCCACAACCAACCUCAACACACGCAAAUGCUGCUGAAGAAGGGGGCAGACCCCACUCUUGUGGAUAAAGACUUUAAAACAGCUCUCCACUGGGCAGUUCAGAGUGGAAAUAGAAUUCUGUGUUCCAUCAUCCUGAGCCACCACCAAGGUCCUUCUAUUAUCAACUAUGACGAUGAGAGCGGGAAGACCUGUGUUCACAUUGCUGCAGCAGCAGGUUUUGGGGACAUCAUUCACGAACUGGCCAGAGUCCCUGAGUGUAACCUGCAGGCUCUGGAUGUUGAUGACAGGACACCACUGCACUGGGCUGCAGCUGCAGGGAAGGCCGACUGUGUCCAGUCACUAUUAGAAUUGGGCAUGGAUAGCAACCUGCGAGACAUCAAUGAGAGCACGCCCCUAGCCUAUGCCCUCUACUGUGGCCAUACUGCCUGUGUCAAACUCCUCUCCCAAGAGAGCAGAACAGAGCCUACUCAACCCCUUCCUUUCCAGAACAGUAGACCCCAGAAGAAAGAGGGACGGUUCAACAAGCUCAACCAAAUCUUCUGCAAAAAUAAGAAAGAACAACAGAUGGCCUAUCAGAAGGCUCACAGCAGGGACCAAUACAGGGGGGAGGACACCUCGGAAGUUGAUGACAUCAUCACCACCUUUGACAGCAUUGGGGAUACCAACUGCCAAGAACAGCCUGAUGACCAGGUGGCUAUGGUUGAAUUUAAGAAGAGGACCUCAGAGAAUUCAAAAUAUCUCUUGCCAGAAAAGAAGCCUCUGGCCCAUAGGGGCCUUCCACCAAUCAGAACACAAAGUCUCCCACCCAUCACCUUGGGCAAUAACUUCCUGACAGCCUCCCAUGGGGCUACUUCCCAUGUUGGGCUAAGCUCUGGUCCUAAUCAUAUGGCCCAGAGAUCUCAGAAAAGUAGAAGCGAGCAGGAUUUAUUAAAUAACAGAACUAGCUGCCAGACAUUGCUAGAGAACCCCUGGAAGGGUGAUUCUCAUCAGGUAUUCUCCUACAAACCUUGGACUAUGUUUUCUUCUGAUAAGUUACAAGACAGACUGCUCACCGGCAGAUCUGGUCACCAGGAGGCCUCAGGACUGGUACAUCUUCCUCAUCUACAUAAUCCUUCCUCAGGACAAAACCUUCAGCAUCUCUCCCCAAACAGACCCAAAAUCAGGGAUCUUCCUUUCACACGGAACAACCUAGCUCCCCUACCCGACCAGAAAUUUCUAUCUGGAGAACCACUACGCACAAACCGAGUGCUUCCUGCUAUCCGAAGCCAACAAGGACACAGUACAGCAGCUGAAGAGGGUGAAAAAUCUGCUAGUGCCAACAAUGAUGAAAAUUAACUGUGGGCUGUUGACUGCCAGAAUACAGAUUAGAUAGAUUUUCAACUCUCAAAGGGUGAGAUCACUCCAGUUUGUCAGAACAAAGACUAAUUUAAUAAAGUGCAUUCUAUAAGCCAUUCCCAGUUUUGUAACUCGAAAUUCUUUGUCCCAAAUAAAGACACUUCCCAAAU